AUCGGAGCUCUAAAAUCUCACUCACACGGUCACACCUCACCUGACCACACCAUACCAAACGUCCAAACCAAACCAAACUCCGCCCGCGAAUCUCUCCCCCCGCCGAGCCCGACCAGCCGCGAAUCCACCCACGGGAGGGGCGCGGGGGUCAUGGAGUUCCUGCAGGGGCAGAGGCUGGAGACCACGGUCGCCGUCGCGGUCGCCGUCGUCGCCGUGGCCGCCGGCGCCGCCUACCUCUUCCUCCGCAGCAGGAAACCCAGGGGUUGCUUGGACCCUGAGAACUUCAGGGAAUUUAAACUUGUUGAGAAGAGGCAACUCAGUCAUAAUGUCGCCAAGUUCAAGUUUGCGCUUCCAACACCUACUUCUGUAUUGGGUCUUCCAAUCGGACAACAUAUAAGCUGCAGGGGACAGGAUGCUGCUGGCGAGGAAGUAAUCAAGCCUUAUACUCCUACUACACUGGACUCUGAUCUUGGACACUUCGAGCUUGUCAUUAAGAUGUACCCCCAAGGAAGAAUGUCUCAUCAUUUUCGUGAGAUGAAAGUCGGCGACUAUAUGUCUGUAAAGGGACCUAAGGGCCGUUUCAAGUACCAACCUGGACAAGUGAGAGCAUUUGGAAUGAUAGCUGGAGGAUCAGGCAUUACCCCAAUGUUCCAAGUUACAAGGGCAAUUCUUGAGAACCCAGAAGACAAUACAAAAGUUCACCUAAUCUAUGCGAAUGUCACAUAUGAUGAUAUUCUUCUUAAGGAAGAGCUGGACAGUAUGGCCAGAAACUACCCCGAUCGUUUCAAGAUCUACUAUGUCCUGAAUCAGCCUCCUGAAAUCUGGGAUGGCGGUGUUGGGUUCGUGUCGAAGGAAAUGAUCCAAGCUCAUUGCCCAGCACCUGCUGCUGACAUUCAGGUGUUGAGAUGCGGGCCUCCCCCUAUGAACAAAGCCAUGGCCGCGCACCUGGACGAGCUUGGCUACACGAAGGAGAUGCAGUUCCAGUUCUAAUCAAGCCCCGCAUCUGCCGAAGGAUACCAAAAAUAAUAGCGACGGGACAUGUUUUCGUUCCCCGUUGAGUUGAGCCACAUAGCUCCGACAGACGCAGUUCGUCAUUCGCAAAGCAAUGCAUCGUAUCUCUCGAUGACAGCAUGACUGCACGAGUGCCUAAUCUGUAUCGGUGUUGCGACAUUGAACCGUUGCCAUUUUUGUGACAUCGCUGCUCCAACCUCCAGUCCAGACAUCGAGAGACAUCCACUGCCUCGUAUCA
Panicum hallii is the source of this 1249-nucleotide messenger RNA. RefSeq names its product NADH--cytochrome b5 reductase 1-like. The transcript has 9 exons. NCBI's taxonomy places the organism in Eukaryota, Viridiplantae, Streptophyta, Magnoliopsida, Poales, Poaceae. The record is from RefSeq and is a predicted model, not a curated record. Bases 151 to 990 code for a protein of 279 amino acids. Gene Ontology annotation, molecular function: cytochrome-b5 reductase activity, acting on NAD(P)H. Gene Ontology annotation, biological process: electron transport chain.